This is a messenger RNA of Mucor mucedo, 522 nucleotides long. RefSeq lists its product as uncharacterized. The transcript has a single exon. The record is from RefSeq and is a predicted model, not a curated record. Lineage: Eukaryota; Fungi; Mucoromycota; Mucoromycetes; Mucorales; Mucoraceae. The annotation marks the transcript as partial.
AUGUCAAAUAUUAACUCUUCUUCCCAGAAACGAGGCCCACCUACCUCCAUUUCUGUUCCUCGCAAGGAUAUUACGAAGCCUUUGACUCGUAAUGGAACGUUUAAGCAUGUCGUCGCUGACCCCGAAGCAGAUUUUCUUCAUAAGAAGAAAAUAGCUACUGCCACGGCUCGCCGCUUAGCUGGCUCUCCUGACUCACCUGAUUCAUCAUCAAUCACCUUUGUCUCUUCAGGUACCAUCCCCAAUGGUCAAAAACCUGCUUCUUCUCAAGCAUCUUCUGCUGUUCCUUCUGCUACCAUCACUGAACUCGAUGAUAGCUUAAUCAUGUCCUCUCUGGAUUCGUCCCUCCCUCCCGUAUCACCUAAUAUAGCUGGUGAAACAUUAGCAUUCAGCAUCCCUGAAUUUGCCCUGGAUCUGCAGCAACAGCUCAGAAAACAAGCUCGUCGUUUGGAUGAGUAUGAAACUCGUCUCUCUGCAAUUGAUCAGAUUUUACAAGAAAAUCUUCAAUUGAAGACCAACAAUCAU